Spodoptera exigua (beet armyworm) is the source of this 2276-nucleotide messenger RNA. NCBI's taxonomy places the organism in Eukaryota, Metazoa, Arthropoda, Insecta, Lepidoptera, Noctuidae. The record is from the annotation of a GenBank genome assembly.
AACCCGCAGCUCUGCAGCAUCCCCCACAGAUGAUAAUAACAAGAAGGAGCUGUCAUUUUCGCAUCAAACAAUAAAUCAGGGCGUAACGAUUUCUUUCUAUUUAGUGAAUAAGAUUCGUAUUUCAGUAUUGUGUAAGUUAAUAAAAUGAAUACACUCGACAAACAAUUAGCGGAUCUACGAAUAUAUGCGAAUGAAUUGGAAGCAAAACUUCAAGAUGAUAUUAACGCGGCUAUGAAAAAACCUUCAAUUCCACCCAAAAAAAAUAAGGCUCCUCUGCCUCAAAUACCUCAAAGUUGUAUGGUGAAGUCUGCCUGCGAACCGUCCUAUUCAUCUAGACUAGAAUAUGGUAGCCGCACUAGUUCUACAUACUCAAACUUGGUCCCUGUAAAGAGCUGCAUCGUGCGGAACACAGCUAGAGUACGCAGUGGUGAUGUUUUGCUAUACAGCAAUGUCUUGCCUCCUGGAGGCACCAACCAUGUCUACUCCAAUGUUAUGAUGCAGCGCAAUGCCUACGGCGGUGACAGUAUUUACGGUGAUCGUGAUACUAGAUCAGAGGUAUCUAGAAUUAGCGAUUUAGGUGCACAGUCCAAUUACAGUGAGUUGCGGCGACCCGGCUCCGCAUAUCCUCCAUCUUCCGCGUCUGUUAAUGCUCAGGAUUUCUCUACAUACGGAGGAUCUCAGACAUCAUCUACUUAUGAAUCUCUGUAUGAGCCCAUAAAUCCUAGACCAUGCAGUCAGCUGUCUGGCACGUCUCUGUAUGGCGGUUAUGUAGGUGCACCAGUCGAGCCUACUCCAGAACCUGAUGAUGCACUGUAUUGUGGUAACUGCUACAAAUGCGGAGAGAAGAUCAUGGGUGAAACAACUGGCUGUACUGCUAUGGAAAGGAUCUAUCAUAUUAAAUGUUUCUGCUGUCAGCAAUGUGGAAUUAACUUACAAGGUCGCCCCUUCUAUGCAGUGCAAGGGCGAGCAUUGUGUGAAAGGGACUACUUGGAUACUUUAGAGAAAUGUUGUGUAUGUGGCGAUCCUAUCCUGGACCGCAUCCUGCGGGCGACAGGCAAACCUUACCACCCCCGUUGCUUCACUUGUGUAGUCUGUCAGAAGAGUCUUGAUGGAAUACCAUUUACAGUAGACGCAGUCAACCGUAUACACUGUAUUGAGGAUUUUCAUAAAAGAUAUGCACCACGUUGCGCGCGUUGCCGUGAGCCGAUCGUUCCUGAGAGCGGCGCUGAGGAAACCGUUCGCAUCGUAGCCUUAGAUAAGAGCUUCCAUGUCGCGUGCUAUGCCUGCGAGGACUGUGGGACCUCACUUUGCUCUAGGCAGGAGGGCCGUGGCUGCUACCCUCUCGACGAUCAUCUCUACUGCAGAGAGUGCAACGCUCGCCGCAUACAGGAUCUCUCUAGGAAUAUUAACUAACUAUUACCCUGUAGUCUUGCGGGAAUCGUGUCUAUGUACUCAAUCAAUACGCUUAACUUGCGUUUUUUAACUUUCGUGACGUAAAAAUAUUUAGUAUCAUGCUACAUUUUUGCAUUUUAUCCAUUUCUAAUAUAAUUGUAGUAAAUGGAAUACAUACUUGUAAUUGUUUUAGUUACGGUCGAUGUAAAAAUCAAGUAUUAAUAAGAUACACCUCGCGCUGUUUUGAUUGCAAUUACAUCGCUUAGAAAGUAAUUAAGUUAAGCCUUCUUCAUGUUUUAGUUCAUUUGUAUAUAAUUUAUAGGCGAUAAACUUAAAUGUGUAAGGAGUUAAGAGUAGGUGAAUAAUGUUGACUUAACAUUCCAUAUUGCAUUUAUUUGAAAUGUUGAAGGCUGUGUAGCUGUAACCAUUCAUGAUUAUUAUACAGUAUUAUAAUGUUAAUUAGCGAUUUUGUGAUUAUAAUUUAGAUUAUUGUGUAAGUAGGUGCAAACAAGACACACAACCUAAGUUCUUAUUAUAUUAAUGCUUUGUGCAUACUUGCUGAGUAGGCAAAUACAGUGAAGCACAUUCCAUAUUCAUGGGUGCAAGUGUGUGCAGGGCUAUAUAAAUAGUGCCAUGUUUAUUAUGUACAGUAUUGUUAGGUUGCGUCAUUUGCUCGGUUAUAAAACAGAGUAACUUGUUUGAAGAUUUCGUGACUUAUGCAUUUGCAGUGUACUUAAUUAGUGAUAGUUGAUGAAGAAACGAUGGCAUGUGCAUAGGUAAUAAUUACUUAUCAAUCUCCAAGGAAAAUGAGAGGUAAGACCAGUGGGAAUCUCGUUAAAAGAAAAUCUCGGCCCUAAGCAAUUCUAUUACUUUGACUAUAAAAC